GUAAUUCGACCCUGAACGUGAACGUCAACUGGUCAGGUACUGUCCAGUCGCCGACCAGUCGGCUGUGCCCUCCUUCUCUUCUGGAAUAGCAAUUACCUCUUCGACCUGGCUCGCCCUCAGUUGCCGUGGGACACUGGCGACAGUAACUCCUGGCCAAGGACAUGUCCGUAAUGUCUCGUCCAUGACAUUGCCCGCGCGGCGAAUCCUUCAUCGACAGAAUCGUUCCCUUUUUGGUACGUGACGCGCGAAAGUUCACACCAAUAAAACAGGAUCCAGCCAGGUCACGGAAAAUGAGGUUCUCGCGGUGCCUUGGAGUGUGCGUGGCUCUACUAGUACUCCUAUCGGACCAUUGCCAGGCAGACACGUUCGCUGAGAAGGUGAAAAACUUUUUUGGAAUCUUCGGCAACAAGCCGCCGGCCGCAGUGGAAUCGCCUGCGCCAUGUUACUGCAGUUGCGGAGUACGGAACGAGGAAAGUCGGAUAGUUGGCGGUCAAACGACUCAUGUCAACGAAUUUCCAUGGAUGGCUAGGCUUUCGUACCUGAACAAAUUUUACUGUGGCGGUACUCUGAUAAACGACCGUUACGUUCUCACCGCGGCCCACUGCGUCAAAGGUCCCGUUUUCAGGUUCAUGUGGUUCAUGAUCAAGGUCACCUUCGGAGAACACGAUAGAUGCACCGAAAAGGGGGCUGAGACUAGAUAUGUGGUCCGAGUGCUGAUGGGCGAUUUCCAUUUAUUGAAUUUCGACAACGACAUCGCCCUGUUGCGACUGAACGAGAGGGUGCCCCUGAGCGACGCCAUUAGACCUAUAUGCCUGCCGUCCGUCAGAGAUAACGAAUACGUCGGCACGAAAGCAAUCGCGUCCGGCUGGGGCACCUUGCACGAGGAUGGAAAGCCUUCGUGCCUCUUGCAGGAAGUCGAGGUACCGGUCAUGAGCCUCCAGGAUUGCCGCAACACCAGCUACAGCCCCCGUAUGAUAUCCGAUAACAUGAUGUGCGCCGGAUAUCCCGAUGGCAAAAAGGACUCCUGCCAAGGUGACAGCGGAGGGCCUCUAAUAGCUGAACGCGAGGAUAAGAAGUAUGAGCUUAUAGGCGUAGUGUCCUGGGGCAACGGCUGCGCCCGGCCAGGAUAUCCAGGUGUCUACACAAGAGUCACGCGAUACAUAGACUGGAUCAUUUACCAUUCGCGGGAAGGAUGUUUCUGUGAACAUAACUGAAAUCGAUACUCGCAUGUAAACUGGGGAUCGCAAUUUUGCUGGAAUUCGUAAAGUGUUCAAUCACUGGCGCCCGUGGGAAAUUGCUUUGAAAUGAACGCAGUCGGCGAAACUGUUUUUAACCAGACUCUAAUUUUUAUUCGCUUGAGAUGUAGAAGUUGGAAGACUUUCAUUUAGGUUUCGAAGAAAUUGAAAUUUUUUAUCAGUGCUCCUUGAACGAAUUAAUUUCCUUCGAUUUUCUGGAUUAAGCUUAACAAACAAAUGGCACCGUUCGAUCAUUCGUGUGACUAAAUGCUCCGUGGAAAGUUGGAGACUUCGAUACUCAUUUCUGGCGAAACGCUGAAGAUACUCUAUUUUUUUGUGCACCUUACAUUUUACGUCACUCCUCCCGAACACGAUUAAAAUUCAUCUUUAAUAAUCAGAACGAUGAUAUUUGCUUAAUUAAAAGCAACACGAAACAAAUCCUUGAAAGACACUAUGUAAAGCUAUUACGUGAUUUGCUCAACAUAUAAUUAAGACACCUACCGUAUACUUUAAAAACUUUGCGAAGAAUCUUUGUUAAAACAAGAUAA
Molecule: messenger RNA, 1783 nt
Organism: Nomia melanderi (Alkali bee)
Lineage: Eukaryota; Metazoa; Arthropoda; Insecta; Hymenoptera; Halictidae
Product: trypsin-1
Biological process (GO): proteolysis
Molecular function (GO): serine-type endopeptidase activity
Source: RefSeq, a predicted model, not a curated record